CAAACAUUUUGUAAAAUAUAUUCAUAAUGUUCAAAUGAAUUUGAGCUAAAAUAAAAAAUUGUGCAAUUUUGUGACAGACUUGAAGUUAAAACUUUUUAGCUGCUUUGAAUUGUGUCCAACUAUAAAAGAUAUGUUCAACCACUAGGUCAGCAUCAGUUUAACGGUCAUCUUCUCAGAGUUUAAACCAUUCACAAAAUGUUCAAAAUUAUUUUAGCUGUAUGCCUUGUUGGGUCAGCCAUUGCAGCCGAACCGGAAGUUGAAGUUCUUCGUUUUGGUAGUCAAGUGGAUAAUGACGGUACCUAUGGAUACGAAUAUGAACUUAGCAAUGGAGUGACCGCACAAGAGUCCGGAAUUGGAGGACAAUAUGCCAACGGUGGCUUCCGUCACUACUCACCGGAAGGUGAACUCAUCGAAUUGGCAUACACAGCCGAUGAUGCUGGAUUCCAUCCAGUUGCUGCCCAUUUGCCCACACCUCCACCAAUUCCAGAUCACAUCCUUAAGGCUAUUCAAUACAUCGAAAGCCAUCCAACACCUGAAGAACAACAGGACAGACAGGUCCGACAACAGUUGGGACAAUAAGCAAGUUACAAGAGUGCUGUGCGUUUUGUUGGCACUGUGUGCUUUUUUUUAUUAUUUUGUUUAUACCUAAGUCGUUCGUUUGUAAUAAAUUUUCAUUAUUUUUUUUUUAUAAUUUUU
Molecule: messenger RNA, 696 nt
Organism: Episyrphus balteatus (marmalade hoverfly)
Lineage: Eukaryota; Metazoa; Arthropoda; Insecta; Diptera; Syrphidae
Product: pupal cuticle protein Edg-78E-like
Exons: 2
Coding region: 196-579 (127 amino acids)
Cellular component (GO): chitin-based extracellular matrix
Molecular function (GO): structural constituent of chitin-based larval cuticle
Source: RefSeq, a predicted model, not a curated record